AACACGUAUGCCAGAAUACAGUGUUAUUACUUGAUAUAAUAAACAUGGCUCCUGACGAAGCGCCGGCGCAGGAGGUGCCGCCUUCGUCGCGCUUAUGUGUGAAGAACAUUCCAAAAUACGUUGAUGAAGCGAAGCUUAAGGACUUUUUCAGCGCAAAGGGCGAGGUGACGGACGUGAAGGUGCUUCGCACAAAGGAUGGCCGUUCCCGUCAGCUGGGGUUCAUCGGCUUCAAGUCAGCGGAGGAAGCAGCAACUGCUCUGCGCUACUACAACAAGUCUUACAUGGAUACCUCAAGGCUUCAAGUGGAGUUCGCUCGCAAAGUUGGGGACGACCAGCUCCCUCGGCCCUGGAGCAAGCACACAGCCGGCAGUACGGCAAACAAGAAGGGGACGCAAGGCGCAGCGGCUCCGGUGGGCGGCAAGGGGGACGCUGUAGCUGUUGCGGCUGCCGCCAAGGCCGCGAAGGGGAAGGGCAAGUCGCAGGAGGAGCCCCGGCCGGAAGAUGAUGACCCCAAGCUGCGGGAGUUCAUGGCGCUCAUGCAGCCGCGGGCCAAGGCGCGCAUUUGGGGCAACGACGAGCUGCCGAACCAGCAGCAGGCCGCAGCGGAUGCGGUCGCAGCGGCAGCCGCCCUGCACAAGCAGCAGCAGGAGCAGCAGCAGCGGCAGCGGCGGAUGCAGCGCGAAGCCGGCGGCAGUGAGGAUGGGGACGGAGAGGAGGACGAGGAGGAGGAGUACCAGGACUGGUCGGGCGCAGUGGCGAGGGCGCAUCAGGCGGGAGAUGGUGAGGAGGAGGAGGAGGAGGAUGCAGACAUGGCGGACCUGCGGGAUGGGGAUGAUGAUGAUGAUGAGGAGGAGGGUGGUGAGAAGCGGGGUAAUGGCGGCGGCAUGAGGGAUGAGGUGGUUGUCAACGAUGCGGUGUCUGACCUGGAGUAUCUGCGAAGUCGCAUGCGCCGCUGGGAUGAGGACGACGAGGAGGAGGAGAAGGAGAAGGACAAGGGUACCGGAGGUGCGGGGGCGGAGGCGGCAGCGGCGCGCGGGGACCAGAGCGGUGUGGGUACCUCUCCCAGGUGUAAGCCGGCGGGAGCAGCAGCAGAAGCAGCAGCGGCUGUAGUAGACGACAAGGCUGGGCGGAAGGUAGCAGCCAAGAAGGGUGCUACCGCUGCCGCUGCUGCGGUCCGGAAGACCCAUGGCUCGGGCGAGGAGGCUCCGGACGACGCCGGCGGGUCCGAGGAUGCCGACGGCGACAUUGACAUGGAGGAGCGCGACCAGCAGCCGGACGCAGCUGCGAGCGGAGCAGCAGCAGCAGCAGCGGGGACGGCAGCAGCGGCAGCAAAGUCCUGGAGGGGCGCUGGCGGUGCUCCUGGGGGUGGUGGUGAGGAGGAGGAGGAGGAGGGCAUCAUGGAGACGGGUCGGCUGUUUGUGCGCAACCUGGCUUACACGGCCACUGAGAGCGACCUGAGUGAGCUGUUCGGCGCGUUUGGAGACCUGCAGGAGGUGCACCUGGUGCUGGAGAGGGAGACCAAGCGCUCCAAGGGGCUGGCCUACGUGCAGUUCCAAAUGCCCGAGGACGCGGUCCGCGCGGCUCAGCAGCUGGACGGCACCAUCUACCAGGGUCGCCUGCUGCACAUCCUGCCCGCGAAACGACCACCAGGCGCCUCAGCACCCACAGGUGCUGCUGCUGGUGGUGGUGCUGCAGGCGAAGGGACAGCAGCCGCGGGAGAGGGAGAGGGAGCAGCCGCAGCAGCAGCAGGACCGGGCGGCAACGCCGGCCUGUCUACCUUCAAGGCGCAGCGGGAGGCGCAGCGCAAGGCGGAUGCGGGCAACCGUGCUGCCUGGAACACGCUGUUCAUGCGGGCGGACACGGUGGCGGAUGCGGUUGCAGCGCACUUUGGGCUCAGCAAGGCUCAGCUGCUGGACCCCACCAGUGCGGCGGGAGGCGGAGGGGCGGGGGACAGCGUGGCGGUGCGCAUGGCGUUGGGCGAGGCGCAAGUGAUUGCCUCCACCAAGCAAGCGCUAGCAGAGGCAGGGGUGCAGGUAGAGGCGUUGGAACGCGCGGCGGCGGCCAGCGGCAAGGCCUCUGCCGUACGAACCGUGGCACGCAGUGGUACGACACUGCUGGUUAAGAACUUGCCAUACAGUGCGGAUGAGAACGAGCUGGCGGAGAUGUUUGGGCGGUGCGGUCCGGUGGCGCGGCUGGUACUGCCGCCUGCUCGGGCGCUGGCGUUGGUGGAGUUCACGGAGCCGCAGGACGCGAGGGCGGCCUUUAGGUCCCUGGCCUACAAGAAAUACCACCAUGUGCCCAUCUAUAUGGAGUGGGCUCCCGCGGACGUCUUCUCCGCGCCGCCGCCCGCACAGCCCGCCGGCAAGCAGCUGCAGCAGCAGCCCGGGGGUGCUACGGCGGCUACAGCGGCAGCAGGGAAAGCCCCCAAGGCCGCCGCCGCGGCUGCCGCCGCCGCCGGGGAUGCUGCUGCAGACGCCGCUGCCGCCGCUGACGGCGGCGGCGCCGUCAACCCCACUACGGUUGGCACCAUCUACGUCAAGAACCUUGCCUUCGCCACCACCGAUGCGGCGUUUCGGAAGCACUUUGACAGUGCUGUAUCGGCGGUGGGCGGCUGCUUGCAUUCCGCGGUGGUGGCUCGGAAGAAGGCCAAGGACGGUGCCGUACAGAGCCUGGGGUACGGCUUUGUGGAGGUGGACAGCGAGGCGGUGGCGGCGGCGGUGAUUAAGAAGCUGCAGGGGAGUCAGCUGGAUGGUCACAAGCUGGCGCUGCAGCUCAGCAAGGGACGCAAGGCGGCGGCGGGCGGAGCAGCGACCCAGGGGUCGGCGAAGGCCAAGGCAGGGGAGGCGGACGGCAGCACCAAGCUGGUUGUGCGGAACUUGGCGUUCGAGGCUACCAAGAAGGAUAUCCAAGGCUUGUUUAACCCGUUCGGCCACCUCAAGUCCUGCCGCCUGCCCAAGAAGUUCGACGGCAGCCAUCGUGGCUUUGCGUUCGUGGAGUUUGUCACCAAGCAGGAAGCUCGAAACGCGCUAGAAGGUGUUGGCGGCACCCACCUUUACGGACGCCGCUUGGUGGUGGAGUAUGCCAAGGAGGACGACGGGCUAGAAGAGCUUCGGAACAAGACAGCUGCGAAGUUUAAACGGGACGAGGAGGUUGAGGCGGGGGGUGCGCCAGCGAAGCGGUUGAAGGUGUAGGCUCCUGUGGUGCGUCCGUGGCAGGAGGAGUACCGGGCGAGGGUACCAGUAAAUAGGAAUCGACCCGGUCCAGUUAUUGUCUGUAAUGAGUCAAGAACAGCAUUGCAUACAUUUUGUGGGAUUCCUGCUUUGCCAGCUGGCUUGCGACGAGCAGAGGAUAGACGGAAUCCGGUUGACGAGGGUUGUUACUGCGGUGAUGUACAUCCGCCUCCUGCUCAGUGACCGUCGAACUGCCACUGCCCUUUAUAAUCGCGUUACAAGGUAUACAUAUGAUUAAUACGGAUUCCUACUAUGCCGGACGGCUAUCCUGGUAGAAAUUACCGCUUCGCUCGCCUUUGUAAUUCUGCUGCGUUCCAUAUAUAUACGGCAAAUGCUCGUGCCUUAAACUACAAACCUUUUACUUUAUCGAACCUGCGCAAGCGAGGGCGGUUGUCACGGGGGACCCCGUGGACACUGCUGCUUUUCGAGCCAAUGCACUAGUAACAUCAACAAAUUAGUUGGAUAGAGCUAGUAGACGGCACACUGGCCCAUCUGUUUGCUCCUGACAGCUAGGCGCUUUCGGCCCCGGGUUCGUGCCAUGGGUAACUGCUCCAGCCAACCUGAUGCCGUAAGCAUCUCACUUCGUGGCUCCAGAAGAUUAAAGGAUGUCAGCAUUCGUGCAGAAGAAUUGGGGUCUGUUCAAAAAGACGGAAUUAAAGGGAUUUUAUUGAAAGAAGGUCAGGGCCGGCUACGAACAUUGUCGCGUGUGUCUUGGCGGGACCUUACCUCAUUGGCCGGCGCUGCUUUACCCGAGGGCAUCGACAACGAGGGCGUGGGGCUGCAAGCCAAACUCGCAGCGCUGCACUGCCCGGAAGCCGCGGAGGUCUCCGCCACGCUGCAAUUCCUCAAGUGCUCGGCUGCAGGCAGCGGCGGGCACCAUCACAUCAGCAGCCGCGGCAGCUACAGCACCAGCGGCGGCCUCAUGAGCCCCAGCCCAGUCACCGCUGGCUUCGCCAGCCCCAGCCCAACCAACGGAUUCCUUCCCUCCAGAGCCAGCAGAGGCGCAGGCAGCCCUACUGCGUGCUACAGCCCUAGCGGUGGUGGUUAUGGCGGCGGCGGUGGCAGCGCCGGCGGCUACAGUGGUGGUAGCGUAAACACGGCCAUCAGCCCCGUCGCGGGCGCGCGAGGCGGCGGGGGCAGCGGAGGCAGUGCCGGCAGCGGCAGCAACUUUAGCCCUAGCUUCUUCCGUCCCAGCGGCGGGGGCUGCAGCGUCAGCGCCAUCACGUUC
Messenger RNA from Astrephomene gubernaculifera, 4458 nucleotides. The record is from the annotation of a GenBank genome assembly. Lineage: Eukaryota; Viridiplantae; Chlorophyta; Chlorophyceae; Chlamydomonadales; Astrephomenaceae.